GAGUACCCCGGCAACGACCCCCAGACGUUGGAGUUCCCGGCCGCUUCGGCUGCGACGGAUGGACCAGCCCGCGAAUGGCGGGAGGUGGUGCAGCUGUGCCACGAGGAGCAGAUCGCCGAUUUCGCGACGCGUGGUCCGCGCACGGCUGCUCGGUGUGCCAAGUACCAGGUCAGAGAGGGGGGGCCGUCGCUCCACCGCGACAUGUGGAGGGGCCACAGGAAGCGCACGUCCACGGACUACGGCGUGGACACGCACGAGGCCCUCUCCCGCACGUUUGAGGCCAUGGGAGUGUCGGGCCACCUCGACAUUUUCAACUUGGCGAGCGGGGAGAUUGGGCACCGCGCGCUCCAGCUGAUCGGGCGCUACUGGGACGACAGGAGCGCUGAGCAGCAGCACAACUACCGCAAGAUCCCUCUGGAAGGGGCCCAGGCCUUCAUGGGCGGGGCUCGGUCGCCUCUUACGGUGCGCCCGGAGCUGCGCGAGACGGUCUCGAGGGAGUUGAAGCGCAUGUACAGCAUCAAGAAGAACGCCAGGAAGCUCAGGGAGGAGCAGGCCGCCGCCCCCAUGGCAGAGCCCGCUCCUCCCAAGGGAUCACGAUGCUGCGGCCGCCGCCUGGACGGCCUCGGCCCGGCGGCGGAACUUCAGAGAGUCCCUGACUGGCGCGGGGCCCCCGGCGGCCCCGCGCGGGCGCGCUCUGCUCGACGCCGGCGCGGGCAUCGGGCGCUGCGGGGCGAGCUCCUUACGGAGCUCGUGGUGGCGCUCAACCAGCUGGAUGCCGGCUCGGACCUCGUUCGCAGACAGUGCGAGGGUGAGCCCAGCAGGAUGCAGCAGCUAUGUUUGGAGCGACUCGCCGAGAGCUGCGCGGCAAUGGGCGCCCCACCUUCCGACAUGUCGACCGAGGUGGCCUUCCGGGAGCUCCAGGUCAGCACCGCCUACGGGGACUGCGACCCCGUCACGGCGGCUCCCUUCGCGCGCGACCUCGUCUCCUUGCCGGCUGUCGGUGGCGCCCCGGUGCCGCUGGACCAGCUGCUCGGGAAGGGCGGUCCAGAAAUCGUGCGGAGGUUCAUCGCUACCAAGGUUUUGUCAAAUCAGGAUGCCGUCGAGGCAAAGAGGGACUCGGGUUUUGCACGGCCGUAUUUGGAUCCAGUUCUUCGUCGGCGCGAGGACUACCUCUCCUUCAUCCGCCGGAUGGGGGCUGCCGAC
Messenger RNA from Prorocentrum cordatum, 1203 nucleotides. The record is from the annotation of a GenBank genome assembly. Lineage: Eukaryota; Dinophyceae; Prorocentrales; Prorocentraceae.